Molecule: messenger RNA, 297 nt
Organism: Sphaeroforma arctica JP610
Lineage: Eukaryota; Ichthyosporea; Ichthyophonida
Exons: 1
Coding region: 1-297 (98 amino acids)
Source: RefSeq, a predicted model, not a curated record
AUGGAGAACACACCGUUGUUAUUUGUACUGGGCACAAGUGCACGUGUGAGCCCGGCCACAGACCUACCUGUGAUUGCCUCGAACGCGGGGGCAAAGGUUGUGAAAAUCAAUAUGGAGGAAACCCAACUAACCCACACGUGCGUGGACUACUACCUGCACGCGCCCCUAGAGACUGUCUUGCCACAGAUCGUCGAGUGUGUGCGGAGGAUACACCGGGAAAGUAAACCCCGGUCAUCCAUUGUGGCGUCUUUAAGCAAGACAUUCUCGAGACCCUCACUGCUUCCCGACCAAUUAUAA